AUGUAUACAUUUACAAAUCCACGGUCAUAUGGUAAUUGUAGUUGUGGAUCUUCAGCUACAUGCAUAUCUCAAUCUAGCAUUAUAGACGUUUAUAGUAAUACAGUAUAUUUGUACGUGCCAGGUAUUUAUACUGGAUGUUAUGUAAUUGAAUCAUUACUUCAAUCUGAUCUGCGUUGUUUUUAUAAUCAGAGCUGUAUAGAUGAACUUCAACCAUUUUUAGCAUUAUUUUCACAAAUGAAUGUAUCAGCACUUGACAAAUCAUUGUUAGUUCAGUUUAUGGAAAACUCAACAGUUCAAGAGUUGAUGGAUGAAUUAAUGAUUGAAACAUGGAACUCAUCGAUAAUGUAUGAGAGUUAUUAUAGUGAAUGUCAACCAUCACAAUGCAGUUAUACUGUUGAUACAAAGAAUAGUGCAAUAUAUAUUAUCACGACAUUAAUUGGAGUAGUUGGUGGUUUAAUAACAGUUUUGAAAUUGAUGGUGCCUCGAAUUGUCAAGUCUGUUAGAAGAAAAAAACAACUGGAAGAGCCACAGCCAGGUAAGAGAAUCUCGUAAAUAAUCAUUUAUAUACAUACUAGUGGGAACCCGUGCAUACUACUCGGCUGGUUUUCUUCCAAAUACAAGUUUAUACUUCUAUUUUUAUGUUGACUCGAUACUAAACAAUCAAUAAGUCACAUUGUAUAUGUAGAUAAAUAUUAAGACAAUAUCCUGAUAUACUAUAGUCCUUCAUAUCGCUGCUUCCUUAUACCAUUAUAUUCUUACUCUUAACCGGUUAUACUCAUGCUCUACUUUAGCUAUGGGUGUGGGUGAGGGAUGAGUGAAUGUUUUUUACGGUGUAGGUGUGGAUGACGAUGAGAAUGCGAGUGUUGCGCUCACCAUCGUUGAUAUUCAUCCCUUAUCGACACCCACACCCUCAAAGUGCUUCACUAUUCAUUGAAACUAUUUUUAUUAAAUUCUUUCUGUACAUAACGACAGGAGUAAGAUCUUAUUGAAGAAUCAGAGUUAGUUUUGUGCAGUGCCAUUUUCAUCAAUAAGGAGUAGACCUUUAAUAACUUUAAAUCGAGGCUUACAUUGCAUAAUAGCGUGGAACAUAUUCACUUGUUACAAAUAAUAUUGGCAUAAGAGUCUUUCAAAGCGUAUCCAUAAAACAUCGAAGUAGCUUUACCGAUUCCAAAAUAAUCCAUGCAUGGAUGAGUAACGACAGCAUAAUAAGAUAAUCUGAGAAGAAUUAAGAAUUAUUACGUUCAGAUGGCAAUCGUAAUUUAUUUUUUUAGUUUUGCUUAUACUGUGCAUGUAGGACUUGAUAUAUAUUCCUGAUUGAAAAUAAGCAAUUCGAAAUGUACAAAGAAAAUAGAACUGACUAUAACAAGUACAUAAAGUAAAGAUUAUAGUUUGUGUUGCUGUCUAUCACAUGACACUGUGGAGUGACAAUAAAAAAUAAUCACAAUCAUGAGAAAUAGUAAACCGCGAAAUGUCAAUCGUAUGUUUUGUAUUUUUGGUCUGUCGUGUACUAGACUGAGCUUUAUUAAAAAUUAAAACUAUUUAUAUGUAGCAAUGAGUGUUAGAAAUAAAUUUUUCUAAUGAAUUUCGAAAAAUCACGGGCUACAUUCAUAACAAAAUAUCAUGUCAAAAGAGAGAGUGAUCAAGUUAACAUUGAUACGAAAAUAGUUUGCAUUGUAAACGAUAAGUCAUCUCCAUUGUUUGAAGAAUUAGACAAAAAAAUACAAAUCGAGCACUCAGUAUUUCCACAUCACAACUACUUUGAUUACUCUCUCCCAACAUCAUUAGUUCAAAUGAAGCGCCAUUACAAAAGACUGACUUUAUAUGUUACUUCGAAUUACGCCUUUAUUUUCAUCCCACAUCAUUCCAUUUCUAUGAUUUUUUCUAUAGAGAUGAACGUGAAAGAGCGAAUGCAAAUAUUAAAACAAGAAUUUAUACUCUUUUUCCAACACCUUAAUUUUUUCCCAUCGGUUCCACCCUCGAACCAUCAACAUCAACUUCAGAAUCAAAAAAUAUCAACAAGAUUAUUCAUCGUUUUAUUAACCGCAUCGUUGCUCAUACUUAUUUUGUAUACUUCAUUGAUAAAUGUUACAAAAACUGUCAACAUUCAUGCACCUACUAUCACACAAUAUUCGCAACUGUAUGCAACAUAUCCACAAACGUUGACAUGCCCAUGCACAAAAAUAUCAAUCAGUUAUGAUAAGUUUCUUCAUUUUCAAUACACAUUUCAUCCAGUUUGCAAUAGUGUUUUUGUCAGCAACCAGUGGUUCGAUUAUCUUUCCGCAUCGUAUCAAUAUACUCCCGUAUACACCUUUGAUUUUCGAUUCACGAGCACAGCUACAUUUCAAGCACUGAAUUCAUUUUGUGAAUUAGU
This is a messenger RNA of Adineta steineri, 2371 nucleotides long. Lineage: Eukaryota; Metazoa; Rotifera; Eurotatoria; Adinetida; Adinetidae. The record is from the annotation of a GenBank genome assembly.